GCAGGCGUUGGGCCGUUCGUAGCUGUUGGUGAUGGCGGUCGCUGUGGUGGUAAACAGCUGGUUGGCGGUGGUGAUUCAUUCAUGCCACGCCUAAUUUGCUGGGCGACUACAAGCGGUUCGAGGCCCAAGCCUCCAUCCCAAGGUGGUGCUCAAGGGGUCAUUGAACAAUGAAUCAAGGUAUGCUCCGCGGAUGACUGAGCCAGCUCUAAUACAUGCAAUCAUGGCGAACAAUAAGACGCGAUGACUAAAGGCCAAACUUUGCUCCAGCUCGAGCUGCGCGGCCUACCAUCAAUGUGUACUUGGUGCCAAACGAAGCCAAGAAGCGCCACGGACAGCUUACCCAGCCUGUCUGGCUUAUCCACGUUGCCUUACUUAGACGGGACGAAACAAGAUGGAAAAGGGACCAAGACGCUAACUAACACCUUGGGUCGCGAGUUCUGGCAGUGGACAACCAGAGAGUCACUAUUCCCUGCUGCUGGCGCGCCAUUGUCCCCUCUCCUCCGCAGCAUCCAGCCCUCCAAAGCGCAAACAAGACGAAGAGGCAAGCAUCAGGCUUUCUAUUUAGCCCCGGCGCCUGCAGCGACAUGCAGCGAUGUGCAGCGCAGUUGCAAUGCAGAAAGCGGCGCGCUUGGGGGAGCUGACAAGCUCUGCUGCGCUGUCUGGGUGCCGUGGAAGCGAGGAUACAGUGGAGAGGCGUCUCUCCCCCUGGUGCCUAUGUCGUCACCAGCGGCCAGGUCAGUAUAAGCUGGUUGUACUAGGGACCAGGGUAGGGGUGUCUCUGUUGGGGCGACUUCCAGUGGAGUGGCUAGGUGAUGAUCCAGCGUGAUGGCGAUCUCGGGACAAGCGAGCGCGUCUCACUGGAGGAGGCCCAUCGCUGGCCGACAAUCGCAAUUCAACAGCACCACUGAUCGAUGGCAAAUGGCGACAUUCAUGGCUCAUGCUUCACAUAUA
This is a messenger RNA of Ilyonectria robusta, 951 nucleotides long. RefSeq lists its product as uncharacterized. Bases 241 to 744 code for a protein of 167 amino acids. The transcript has a single exon. Lineage: Eukaryota; Fungi; Ascomycota; Sordariomycetes; Hypocreales; Nectriaceae. The record is from RefSeq and is a predicted model, not a curated record.